Molecule: messenger RNA, 2643 nt
Organism: Penicillium bovifimosum
Lineage: Eukaryota; Fungi; Ascomycota; Eurotiomycetes; Eurotiales; Aspergillaceae
Gene: slx4
Product: protein slx4
Exons: 1
Coding region: 1-2643 (880 amino acids)
Biological process (GO): DNA repair; DNA replication
Cellular component (GO): Slx1-Slx4 complex; nucleus
Molecular function (GO): 5'-flap endonuclease activity
Source: RefSeq, a predicted model, not a curated record
AUGGCCAGCGCUGCAGACGUGAUCAUUCUGUCUUCCUCUCCGAAUCCAGUGCAGUCGCUAGAUCCAGGGCCCGGUAGAAAUGAUGUGAUCCAGGUCUCUCAUGACUCCUCACGAGGCCCAACGCCACCGCCAAUACCCUCGAAAUCCACCUUGUCCAAAUCUCAGACGCGUUCUCGGUUCUUUCCCACCCCAAUCGCGAGCGCUAAAAACUCCAAGGACGAAACGAGACCGAAAAAGCGAUCCACCGGAAAAGAUUAUACCUCACGCGCCAGUGACCAAAACGCCGUGAGCAAACCGCGGCGGAACUCGAAGAAAAGCGCGGACGCCACAGGAACAACUGCCCUUGAGAACCACCAGCAAGAACCCGGUGGCGAACAGAAUGAUGCAAUGAAACCGACCAGAGGUCGUCCUCGAAAGAAUGCCAAGACCAAAGAAUCGGGCAACAUGACUCUGGCUGGGAAGGUUACAAAGACGAGCGGCGAUCCGUCAGCAAAGAAGUCCAGUAAAGGCGGGAAGAAGACGGUCGCCAAGGAACAUUUGCCUUCAGAAGAUGGGACCGCUAAAACUGCUGCCGAGUUUAUAACCGCUCCAGGAGAGGACCGGGUCUUGCAUUUGGAUGAAGCUGUGAGGAGACGGCUGGAUUGGACACCACCAAGGGACACUGUUUGUGAGGAAGUCACUGUCGUGCGUGAUGGUAGCAGUCAGGAUACAGAUCGGGAUCCCGACACUGCCGGGGGACUUGACCAGCUGCUAUCUGGAAGGUAUAAUUACUCUGGGUCAAAUCUGAAUCCUCGCGACUCUGUACAGAGUGCAAACGGCGGACCAACGAAGCGUCGGAGAAUAGAGCUGGUCAGUCCUGACAUCCAAGCACUACUGAAUAGGAGGCAGUCCGAUUCAAGUGACCAGACAUCCUCGGAAAAGCCCAAAAAGACAACCAAGGCCAAGCCCAAGAAAUUCACGACCUUGACGGCCCGGAUGACCGCACAAUAUGCAAUAAAUGACACUGAGGACGAAGAGCCAGUGUUAGAAUGUGUGCCACCUAUUACGACGGCAAAGAAUAGACGGAAGGCUAAAGUGGCCGAGAAAGAGUCUCUCUUUACCGUGCUUUCCCCGGAAGCCGCCGUUGAAUCUUUGAAGGAUCAAGACCUUGUGUUCGGCACCUGCAGUCAACUGGAGAGGGAGGAUUCUCCACAGACGCUAAGAGAAAUACAGCAAGCUAUCCGUGCUUCUGAAGGUAUUUCCGAGCCAGAGGGGAUACGCGAUAACGGACGUGAAUCCCGUCCGACCUCUACUGUUCGUUCGGUAGCGAGGUUGGCAGGCACCCGAAAUCUGUGGGGCGUCAGUGCCAGAGAUGCCGAAGGGUCUUUGAUUCGGUCAGAAACACUGGAUGUUGUUGACUUGACAGAUGGGAAGGAGACCCUCGCUGAGACAAGUUAUAACGAUGAUGAACAAGUGAAACGAAAUGAUCAAAAGGACUGGUUUGAGCUUGCGGAUUUAGACUCACCAGCUGAAAAGAAAUCAUCAUCAUUACCAUUGGCCAAGAAUGACACAGGUCCAGACACGCUCGUUUCAAUCCCAGCUCAGGCUUCGGCUCCAGCUCCAGCGCCAGUUCCAGCACCUGCACCUGCGGCUAAAGCUAAAUCCAAAGCCACAGCUACAAAAGCCGCAGUGAGAGCCGAUCAGAUCCCAGCUAGUGAGGUGAAUGCUCAGCCGUCUGUCCCGCAAGUGCCAGAAAUGCCACGUUAUGCCGGUUUCACGGAUGCAGAGUUAUCCAAACAGGUUUCUCAGUAUGGUUUCAAGGCAGUCAGAGGGCGCAAGAAGAUGAUAGAACUUCUCCAACAAUGCUGGAGGUCGAAACACGGUACCAGUGCCGCAGUUGAUGAUGAGCCUAUAUGUCAGCCCGAACAACAGAAGGAUCAGGCCUCUGAAAUGUCAAAUGAUCCGAAACUAGUCCCAGAGCCGAAUGUGAAACCGAAACCGACAGCAAAGUCGAAAGCAUCCACAAAGAACUCAAAGCCGCUUGGCACGACCAAAUCAGCCCUCGCCUCGCGAACCGAUCUCCCGACAAGUCCACAGAGAACUUCACGAGGCAAGCCUACCACUACGACGUCAUUCUUUGAUGUAGAAGAAAUUCAGGACUCUGAAGAGGAAAUUCUUCCCUCUCCAAGUCAAGUACAAAAGCAUUAUACAGAUCUCUAUUCCAAAUCUAAGGCAGGAGGCCGAAUGGAACUCCAAGCCUUGGACAUCCUCACCAGAAGUCCAUCCCCAAGCCCUACCAAGCGCAAGGUGGUUUCUAAAGUCCCAACCAAGAAGCGAUCAUCAGCAUCUAUCACAACUACCCGCAAGGCAGAACCCCCCAAAGAGAUCAGUUUAGCCGAGAUAUCCGCUCAAAUCACCCAGGCUAUCCGCGUUCAACCUCGUCUCGCACCACUAUCGUCAUCGCGUGGUAGCCGAAGUCGACCGACAUGGCAUGAAAAGAUUCUCAUGUACGACCCUAUUGUCUUGGAAGAUCUUACGGCAUGGCUCAACAUCGAGGGUCUCGGACUCGUUGGCGAAGACCGCGAGGUUUGGCCUGGACUUGUUAGGGAAUGGUGUGAAAGUAAAGGUAUCUGCUGUUGCUGGAAGAAGAAUGCUAGUUGGUGA